AUGUCCGACUCAAAUGAGAUAAACCGUGCAGAAACAGAGGAUGACAGGCUGUCUAACCUUGGGCCACUGUCUCAGCGUGAGGCUGAAGUUUUGUAUGCACAUGUGUUUCAUUUAUUUUGCUCUAUUUUUCAGGAGGUGCAGAAAGCAGCUUCUCUGUUCUUCAUGUACAGUGAUUUGUCUUCCAUGAUCCCCAGUCUCAUAGUGACCCUCCUCCUGGUGGCCUACAGCGAUCAGCGUGGCCGAAAGAUCACUAAUAUUUUGCCCCUCAUUGGGUCUCUGGUCUACACGCUUUCAUUCCUGGCGGUCUCCUUCUUCGAGCUCAACCUCUACCUCCUCAUUGCCGCCAGCUUCGUAAGUGCCCUCUUUGGGGGUAUCGGCACCAUGCUAGGUGGCUGCUUCUCCUAUGUGGCCGAUUUGUGCGAGGACAGCAAGCAGAAAACUCUUCGCAUGGCUGUAGUGGACAUGAUGAUUGGCUUGUUGGCCGGUGUGGCAUCAAUCUCCACUGGCUACUUCCUGCAUGCGGUCGGGUUCAACUGGCCUUUCUUCACGUCUGCCAUAUUUCAGGUGGUUAACUUGCUAUAUGCCAUCUUCAUUCUGGAAGAAACCAGGGUGAUUGACCGGUCAGAGACUGUGGCUUGUUGUCAGGCCAUGCAGAAACUUGUAUGUGGUAUCUACAACUUGUUUGCAGGAGGCAGUAGUCAAAGAAAAUGGAUUCUUGUGCUGUUGAUUGUCACUUUCUCCUCCUUAUCUUUUGUCAAUACGGGGGGUCUGUCCAUGAUCACACUUUACGAACUCAAUGAGCCGCUGUGCUGGAGCGAGAUCCUCCUUGGCUAUGGCGCCGCGGCCAGCACCUCCAUCUUUAUCACUAGUUUUGUCGGUGUGUAUUUGUUCUCCCUCUGUCUGUCUAACACUGCCAUCGCCUUCAUCGGGAUGCUGUCAGUCGCUAUAAGCAUGUUCAUGACGGCCUUCGCAAAGACCACGCUCAUUAUGUUUCUCGUAAGGAUUCCUGCUAUGUUUGCCAUCAUGCCGUUCCCUGUCCUGCGUUCGAUGAUGUCAAAGGUCAUCUCAAAGUCUGAGCAGGGAGCACUCUUUGCCUGUGUGGCCUUUACGGAAAACCUGAGCACUAACGGGUCCUCUGCGGUUUUUAGCAGAAUCUAUGCGGCCACCGUGGCAUGGUGUCCUGGCUUUAUCUUUAUGUUGGGUGCUGGACUCUGUAUCAUUCCCAUAAGUCUAUUAGGCAUCCUUAGGUGUUUCCAUUCAUUGGAUUCUAAUGACACUCAAGCACUCUUGUCAGAAGAUGGGACUGAAGCCUCACAUGACCCACCUGAAGCUUAAAAUCAACGGGAGUUUGGAUACCUCAUGGUUCCCCUGUGUGUUUCUUUACAUUUCCUCAUACCAACAUAUGUGGGUAAUCUGUUCAAGCCUAUGUGUAUUUUUAGUAUUUUGAGUCGCUGCCAUGAAAUAUGCAUUUUUGCUGAAAUGCAGUAUAUGCUUAUGGUGGUUUUGGAAGGGAACAGAACUUUAUAUUUCUAAAGGGAAAUUUUUUGAAAGAGGGAGUAUUUUUAAAAAUAAUAAUAAUAAGAUUUUCAGCAAAAACUAAAUGUAUAUUUCCUUAAGGAAAUACCAGUCACUUGCAAGGCAGCAACAAAACAGUAACAGUCUAAGGUGAGUUUAGGUUAGGCUUUGAUUCUGUUUCGUCCACAAACAAGAAUGUAGUUAAUGUGAAGGGUAAUGACAAGACCAAUCAUAAUUCAGUGUGCAAAUAGAUGUAAGAAAGAUGACCAAUCCAAUUAAGUAUGCAAAUAUAACAAUUAUAUCUACACCUUUAAAGAACUUAAGGGUUUAAAAAUUGAAAAUCGUGGUUUGAAUAGAGUUAAAGAGACCAGAAUAGAGUUAGUUUUAAUAGAUUUAGAAUUAGAACCGAAUUAAUUUAUUGUAUGUACUGAAUUAAGUGCAGAAGUUUAAUACUUAGAGAUUGAAUGUUUGAGGGAUAUCAGUACAUUGCUACCUUACAAGUGUAAAGUUUGGGCUGAUGUGCAAUAUAUAUAUAUUUUUUUGAACCAACAUUUACUGUAGAUUUAUAAAGUAUAUAAAAUUGUAUUUUAUAAAGCAUAAGAUUUAGGAUGCAUCUUUAUAGUGUUUUAAAGUUGUCUAUGCUAUUCUAAGUGUGGCAGGUUUUCAUUAGUCUCAUAUUUGCACAGAUCUGAGUAAUGAGCAGUUUAGCCAAUAAGCUCUGCCCUGCCAUUGACUGUCUGUCAUCUGAAACAAGUUAAGAUACAUAAAUGAUACACUGGUGUAGAUCAGUUUACUUUGUUUGGAGGCUUAGCUGUGAAAAAAGUGAUUUUGGAGGACUGGGCAGAUCAGUCAGUUGAUAUUUGUACUUAUCUGCCUGUAUUGUUCUCCUACACCCACAAACAUACACAUUCCCAACAGGAAUGCAUAUUGAACCACUGGGGGAAAUA
Molecule: messenger RNA, 2462 nt
Organism: Sinocyclocheilus grahami
Lineage: Eukaryota; Metazoa; Chordata; Actinopteri; Cypriniformes; Cyprinidae
Product: solute carrier family 46 member 3-like
Exons: 6
Coding region: 1-1335 (444 amino acids)
Biological process (GO): vacuolar transmembrane transport
Cellular component (GO): lysosomal membrane
Molecular function (GO): transmembrane transporter activity
Source: RefSeq, a predicted model, not a curated record